Molecule: messenger RNA, 717 nt
Organism: Anneissia japonica
Lineage: Eukaryota; Metazoa; Echinodermata; Crinoidea; Comatulida; Comatulidae
Product: peritrophin-1-like
Exons: 4
Coding region: 174-536 (120 amino acids)
Cellular component (GO): extracellular region
Molecular function (GO): chitin binding
Source: RefSeq, a predicted model, not a curated record
CAAGACUGCACGUAGUGGUCGUCUGUAACUUUAUCAGCGGCAGUGAAUCAAGCAACUGUGGCAAUGAAGGCGGUAGAGUACUAACUUUGUCGGAAUCAGCCAAGUCAAAACAUUUACCAUACUGUGGAUAAAACACAUUACUAAAACAACAUAUUUGGAUUGAUGACGUAAUCAUGGGAGUGGUAGACUGGAAGUAUGCAGUAACUUUAUUUCUUGCUGCUGUAAUCUAUGUUGUCUGCAGAGCUAAUCCUGAUUAUGACUGUACUGAUAAAACACCGGGUGUAUAUUAUGCCAAUCCCAAUGACCCGUCAUACUUUUUCAUCUGUGUUGGUGGAACGCCUAUUAUUCAGCAAUGUCCUGCAAACCUAAUUUACUAUGAAGAUCGAGAAUAUUGUGACUAUACUAGUAGUAGCGAAGAAGAUGACAGUACAACAUCAAUAAUAGAAGUUGGUGGCUCAACCUUAUCAACAACUGAUGGUGUGGUGGAUUGGUCAACAACUAUAGGUACAAUUGAUCGUUUUGUGAUCAAACGUUAAAUUUACUGUGUUAAACAAGAAUAGGUUUAGGUUGUUAUAAUGAUGCAUAGUGGCUACAAAAUAAGAAAUGUUUCUAAAACAAUUGGAAAUAGUUUUCAAACAUCCAAAAAACAUUAAAGCACCUAAAUAAAGUACAAACAGUACAACAGUUUGUAGAUAUCGCCAAUAAAGAUGUACUUCA